Molecule: messenger RNA, 2385 nt
Organism: Oldenlandia corymbosa var. corymbosa
Lineage: Eukaryota; Viridiplantae; Streptophyta; Magnoliopsida; Gentianales; Rubiaceae
Source: the annotation of a GenBank genome assembly
UAUGCCAAAAACUCAAGAGACUACUAAUGCUACUUAAUUUGAGUAUGUGGACAAAAAGUGUAAUGCGAAAACCCAUCAGGACUUCUUGUGUAAUGAGGUCAAAUUAAAGACCAAAAUCCCCAAUUAUGAUGACCAAUUAGCAGUACACUUGAGAGUUGAGACAGCGCAGGAGUACGAAAAUGGCAAGUUCAGGUUCAACCUCGGAAAAUUUCUCGGUGUUGGUAUUGGCGUCGGAUUUAGGCAUAGAUGCCCGGCCGUUUUUGUCCCAUUCGGACCCUGAAACUCAAGAAGAAAACUGGCAUGACUGCCCUUCUUAUCUCGACGAAGAUUUCUCUGAUCUUGAAGCCCUUCAAUUCUUCCGUCUUGAACCCGGCUCUGAUAAAGCCGGCAACCGUAUCUUUCGCAUCGUCGGCAAAUACUUCCCUGGUAUCUCCCACUGUCUCUUCUGCUAUCUUUGAUGUUCUGUUCUGCUGUUAGAAUUUUUCCCUUUGGGGCUGGGUUUACCCAUUUUAAUAGUCUGGGUUGAAGCUCUGUCUGUGAGUUCAAUCUAUGUAGUUAACUCUUGGUUCGGAUUUGUUUUUCCCUUUGCCGAUUGAGCUUUUCCUUGUGUAAUUAUCUGUUUUCCUUUACAAUUUCUGGAAUAUGUUCACAUACUAUGUACAUGCUGAAAAAGCUUGCAUUUUGGGGGCUCGCUUUUUACUUUCUGUAAUUAUGUCGUUUUCGUUACUUUUGUGUAAUAGAUUUCUUCUGGUCUAAAAUUUGAGGCAUAAUUUCUCUUAAAAAUUUGAAUGAAACACCCGGAAAUAUGUAUAGGAGCUCUGAGUUUUGGUGGGUUUAUGAGUUCAGUUUUCCCCAUGGUGAAAGCAUCUUGAGCCCUGCUUGUCCGGAAACAUCUCUACGGAGUAUCCUACUGCUCUUUGAUCAACGAUAAUGCCUCGCUCUGGGCUGGAUGCAUAUUAUAGAUUCUUAUAAGGACUUUUCGCUUUGAGAUUUUGAUGGCUGGAUGAGUUUAGAUGUCCAUGUAUUAUUAUGUCAGAGUUGAUGGUUUGUUUCCCUGAACUCAAAUGCAUUGUCGAAUUUUCUUAACAUUGAUCCUUUCGCGUCUUAUAUGUCAGUGUUCCUAGUUUUGAAGUGGCUGAAUUUUUGUGUUAAUCUUGAUCUUUUCUAUUUUCUGCUUGUUAACAUUUCAGCUCCAGUGGUAAGUGGCGAACGGCUGAAGAGAUAUGUCUUCCACAAAAUUUCCUCGGAAAUGCCACAAGGGCCAUACUGUAUCGUAUACAUGCAUAGUACAGUGCAGAAGGAUGAUAAUUCUCCUGGACUCACCAUCUUGAGGUGGAUUUAUGAAGAACUACCUGCUGAUUACAAGGACAGGCUUCAGAGUGUGUACUUCAUUCAUCCUGGUCUUAGAUCAAGGCUUGUCUUUGCUACAUUGGGCAGGUUUUUCUUGACCGGAGGCCUAUACUGGAAAAUCAAGUAUAUUAGCCGGUUACAAUAUCUCUGGGAACACAUAAAGAAAGGAGAAGUUGAAAUUCCUGAGUUUGUUCAGCAACACGAUGAUGUUCUGGAGCAUAGGCCACUGACUGAUUAUGGGAUUGAACCUGAUCCUCUUCAUGUGACUGAGAUUUCUUCAAUGCCGUGCUCAUUUGGAAGACACGAGGCAGGAUGGGCAUCCAGAGAAUACAGGUCAUAGCAAAUCUAUCGCUUGGACAACUAGAGAAGCAAUGGUAGUUCGUAUUUGCAAAGCCUUUGAUAGUUUAAUCUGUGAUCUUUGUGUGACAUAUGUACUCAUACCUACUGGUGGUGUAAUGAAAGCAUGGUCCUGAUCUUAAACCUUUUCCUGUUGUUCUAGUUUGGGUGGAAACGUGAUUAAUGUAUAUUCAUGGAAUUUAGAUUACCAUUGUUCCACUUCAAUGUCAUAAACUUCCUAUUGUAAAUAGCAGUUUGUCUAAUCCUAAUUAGUGUGUUCUAUAUGAGAUGCUACAGGUACAGCUGUGAUUCUUCAAUUUCUGCUUAUCUAGAUUCCAUAAAGGCUAUUUCAGAUCAAGAGCAGUGUACUUCCAUGUGCAUAUUUAUAGAGAGGAUAUUGACAUUAGCCGUAUCUGUUUGUUUGCGGUCAACAUUUCUGGUAUACAUUGUUUUCAGUCAGUGUAAGGAUAUUCAAAAUGAGAACUCCAUUAACUCCCCAUGUCAUCAGAUUUAUCUCCAAGAACUAAAAUGUGACCACAUUUUAGCCAAGCAGUCUAAAAUUACCUUUAUUUUGGGAUAGCUCUAUACUAUUCAGGUUCUAAGGAAGGAGGGUUCCUUUUGACUAUCUUCACUACUCCCUUCAUCCUGGAAAAUAUACUGUGUUAGUCCAACAAAGUGGGUUAUUUGAUGAAUUAAUAC